Messenger RNA from Lineus longissimus, 2784 nucleotides. RefSeq names its product cytosolic phospholipase A2-like. Bases 45 to 2258 code for a protein of 737 amino acids. The transcript is spliced from 15 exons. Gene Ontology annotation, molecular function: calcium ion binding; calcium-dependent phospholipid binding. Gene Ontology annotation, cellular component: cytosol. Lineage: Eukaryota; Metazoa; Nemertea; Pilidiophora; Heteronemertea; Lineidae. The record is from RefSeq and is a predicted model, not a curated record. Gene Ontology annotation, biological process: glycerophospholipid catabolic process.
CAGCGAGUAAGAAGUGUCCGAAUUAGUGACAGAUCAUUAACAGGAUGAAACCCACGAAGGAUUGUUUUCAAUUAUAUGAGGUGGUUCGCACAGAAUGUCUCAAACUCGAAGUGACCAUUUUGGGAGGUCGCAAUAUUUCCAUGGGACCGUUUACGGACAAAUUUAUCGACACUCCUGACCCAUACGUACAAGUAACGGUUCCUGGGACAAUGGGAGAUACGAAGCGGACGAAAGCCUUCGAUAACAACAUUCAGCCAUAUUGGAACGAAACAUUUACAUAUCAUCUUCAUCCCAAUGAAACACGACCUAAAUUAGUUAUUCAGUUGAUGGAUGCCAACCUCAUAUUGGGGGACACGAAGAUUGGUGAGACGGAGAUAGACACGUCCAGCAUGGAGAUUGGACAAGUUUUACGGAAAACAAUAACCUUUCAACCACAUCAGUCAGAGGUAGACGUUGAAAUACUCCUCAAUGAAGACAACAAGCCAUCUUCUGGCAUCCGUUUUGACAAUUGUCUCUCAGACGAGGAACAUCUGUUUCGGGAACAGCGGUCACAGCGCGUCCUGAACGCAAUGAAGGAACUGCUCGGGGUAGAUGGCCCUAAGCAUCUAGGGGAUGUUCCCUGUAUUGGUAUCCUCGGCUCCGGCGGUGGCUUCCGAGCCAUGACCGCCUUAAGUGGUGUCAUGAAGGCCCUCUCAGAUACAAAGAUCCUGGAUUGUGCAACUUACGUUACCUCACUCUCAGGCUCAACAUGGUAUCUAUCGAGCCUGUACUCGCACCCGACCUUCCCAGACCCGAGUGCAAUCGAGAUCGUCCAGAAAGAACUCAAGGAAGCGACUACCCGGAGUAUCGCAAGUUCCAUCCUCAGCACCCCUAAAUACUUCAAGAAGUUAUUGAAGAAAAAGAAAGCUGGUCUUCAUGUUACCUUCACCGAUUUGUUUGGUUAUAUGGUUGGCGACAUUCUACUGAAGAAUCGCACUGACACCAAGUUAUCCGAACAGAGGGAGAAGAUAGUGAACGCCGUAGUCCCUAUGCCCAUGUACACCUGCAUAAACGUCAAAGAUGACAAAUCGGCCGAAGAGUAUCAUGAGUGGGUGGAGUUUUCACCAAACGAAGUCAGUAUUCCCAAGUAUGGAAUAUCUCUUGAUACAAAGCUAUUCUGCAGCAAGUUCUACCGCGGGAGGAUGGUAGAGAAUGAUGAGGAGCCGCCACUACACUACCUCCAGGGCAUAUGGGGAAGUGCUUACGCCAUUCACCUGAAGAGGAUAUUCCCUGGUGACACCGAUGACAACGAGAAGGAUGAUACAGACUCAGAGCCAGGUGACGAAGAGUCAAAGAAAAUAAACUGGGGAAACGAUCUUGCUGGGGACGAAGUUGAUCGAAGCACAGAUGACGAUGAUGAUGAUGAUGAUGACCAAGACGAGGUUGACGGCUUCAAGAUGGACGUCUUCAAGUUCCUCUCUGACAUGUUUAGGAUGACCAGUCAUCGAUCCUGGCGAUCCGCUCAGGUCCCGAAUAUGCUUCGUGGACUCUCCUUUCAAGAGUGUGACAGCUGCAGACAUCUAACGAAGACGGAGGAGACCAAAUGCGACCAAGUUGAUGUUAACUUUUCGGACCUCUAUCGCCACAUCCUGAAGGACGCGGCAGAAAUGUUCGUGGUGGACGCCGGCCUUGCUUUCAAUCUGCCCUUCCCUCUUCUUCUACGUUCCCAGAGGAAUGUUCAGCUCAUGCUGUCAUUUGAGUUCAGUGGGAGAGAUUCAGAUGAUGGCAAUCCUUUAAUGGAAUUGGCCAAAGCAAAGGAAUGGGCGGACAAGAAGGGACUGCGGUUCCCGCCGGUUGAUCCGAACGUGUACGACCGAGAGGAGGGAAUGAAAACGAUGUAUGUGUUCAGGGACCCCGAGGAUCCGAUGUGCCCCAUCAUUCUUCACUUUCCUCUUGUGAAUACUAGCUUCAGGGAAUUCAAGGCACCGGGUGUACCACGCGAGACAGAAGAAGAAAGGGAGUUUGCCAACUUCGACAUCUUUUACGACAACUCGCCAUACAAUUCUACCAACUUCGAAUAUUCACAUGAGACAUUCGAGAGGUUGGCGAAAUUGGCCGAGUAUAACACUCUCCUGCACGUGGAGGAGAUAAAGGAGGUAAUGGCGGAAGCUGUUGCUCAGAGAAAGCUGUUGGCUCAUUCUUCACUCACGGUGGCUGAGCGUGCUCAGGCGAUACAGCGGUCAAUAAGCGCGCCCUGUCAUUGGAGAGCGGAGGAAUGAAAUGGCUGCUGGGUAGUACCAAACCGUGUUGACAAUCAGCUGUUGAAGGGAAUGUCAGAUCUGAGAGAAACUGUUGGACAAUAAACGAUGUUUCAUUUAGCUGCAUCAAGUGAUGGGACCAAUGUUGCCAAGGAAAGCCUUGACCCUGUUGGGAUAUCGAGUUGUGCGAAAAAAAGGAGCAUCUGAAAUUGGCCAAUGAACAUGUAUAUAUCUUGUGGCUCGUUCUCCGCAUACGCGCGCUAGCGAUCUAGACACACCAUAUCGUAAUAGGUAGCGUGGUGAGACCUUUAGGUGUGUUUCUUUGGAAAAUUCCACUACUUGACUGUACUAUACCAUAAACAAUGUAGCGCUCAAAACAGAACCUACGAUUGUACAUCUGAUCAACUAUUUUAAACCUGAUGGUAUUGAUCUAAUGUAGGGAACCAACUCGUUCAUGAACUCGAGAGAGACUGAAUACGCAUCCUCCACUCAACCAUGUAGAUUACCCUAACGAAAUCUCUUAAAGAUACAAGUUUUUGUAUGUUAU